UCGCAAACAGAAGCAGUUGAUUAAAAUUUCGAGAAGUUCGUUCCCCGUUCCCGAGGAGUGUCCGCGAAUUUUGAUUUUUUUUGUCGUGACUAACGGAAAUUGGUGAAACAAGUGGCGCGGACUUUCCGGUGUGAUUAAAUCGUAAAACUGGCGACAGCAUAAUGGAAACCAUCCCGGACGACUCCGGUGGCACCGCACUCGACGCUCCCAAACCGGAGCAAAUCAUCACCACCUCAACCUGCGAAGAUCCUCCCGAACCCGCGUCGUCGUCCUCAGAUACGACACCCCAGCAUGACCCGCAGGACGCACCCGUCUCAACGACGACCCCUCUCAUCCCCAAACCGGGGAGCACUUCACUGCCGCCGCCAUCUUCCAUCGGAAAAUCCCCCCUUCCGCACAAACUCACCGAUCCGAACCUGCAGCAAAUCCCAACGGAGGAACUGCUCGGUUCGGUGACCACGUUCUACCCGAGUGGCGAUGCCGAGUGCGGGCACGCGCUGCGAACCAGCGCCCGGGUCAUUCACAAGAUGCGGAUGGAUUCGAUUCGGGGGACGACGCCGCCGCCGGUGGAGAAGAAGGAGACGGGUGGGGGUGGGGGAGGGGGUGCGGGGAAGGCUGGAGGGGCUGGGGGAGGGGGUGGUGGGGGGCAGGGAACGAAGACGCCGAAUCAGACGAAGCAGGUGCGCAUGGUUUGGAGCAAUCAGGACAAGAAUCUGUUUUUUGAGGCGUUGAACGAGUGCGGGAAGGACUUUGAAGGGAUUGUGAACUAUUUGAACACGAAGAAGCGCCGGAAGGAUAGCAAUAGUGAGCAUGCGCUGAAGGUGAAGGACGUGCGGCAUUUGUACUACCAGUUCAACCAGAAGGUGGCGAAAUAUUUGCACUUUUCCGACGAGGUGAAGAAGGAGGCGCAGGAACUGUACGCUUUGAUCAAUUACGGGGAGAUGCGCAAGAAGGUUCCGUUUCAGAACAAAAAGUACUUCCACAAGCUGAAGGAUCUAGUGUACAAGGGGUUCACGACGAUCCGCGAGAAGGGCCGCAACAUCCGCAUCAAGACGCCUUCGUGCCGAGCGUUGCGGAAGCUCAACCAGCUAGAAGAAUGGCAGGAAGAGAUCAAACUGCCCCCUCGGAUAGACGUGGUCCUCAAACCGGCCACCGUCGACGCCUGGGGCCGGGUACAAUCCCUCGCCCAGAACCCACGCGUCAAAAUCUCCGUCACCCUCCAGAAACGUCUAUCCACGCUGCUCCAACUGCUCCAGCAAAAGUGGCGCCACCAGGACGUCCGCCUCGUCGAACGCAUCAACAACCUGAAAACAGCCAGCGCCAGCAUCACCUCCAAAGCGUCCCGCCAAAAAGCUCAGCACGAGCUGGAACUGUGCGCCCGCAUGGCCACCGAAGGUAGCACCAACGACACAGAAUCCGCAAAAGUCCUCCGCUUCACAGCCCCGAAAGAAACCGUAAUCCACCGCCCCAUGAUCAACCUGUCGGAGUUUCUGAGCAGUUACAGCAUCUGUUUGAACUCGUACGAGCAGCGGAUUGGGGCGAAGGUGAGGGGGGAGGCGCUGUGUUUGGAGAAGUUGAACAGCUUUAAGGAGCGGGUUGGGGCGGGAUCGAAGCGGCAGCGGCACGAUAGCGGGUCGGAGAAGCAUAGUCCCGAUGGGAAGAAGGUGCGGGCGGAGGUGAAGGAGGGGAAGGAGGAGAAGGGAGGGGAGGGUGGAGUGGGGAUGGCGGUGGUGACGAAUUUUAAUGAGGUUUUCAAAUCCCCCAACGCCUCCAACGAAUCCCUCGACCUCGCCAAGGACAUCGAGCUCAACAGCGACGGCGAGUGCCCUUCCGUGGUCAAAUUCCACCCCCUCCUCGGCGGCGCCGUCUCCGACACUUCCCUCGACGGCGCUGGACCCGACCUCAAAAGCCCCGAGUCGAACGAUUCGCUCCGGUUGGUGGCGGGCGUCAGCAAGAUCAAGCUGGAGCUCGAGGCGGGCACUACCGGUGACAACUCGAACGACGGGAACGGGUCGGAAAGCGAACCGACGGUGCUGGCGAAGCAGGAUGAAGGGGGGAGUGGGGAGGAUCUGAUCAAAACGACGGUCAAGCGAAAGGAUUCGAAGGAAAAGUGCGGCAAGCGGAAGGACUCCAAGUCGGGCAGCAUGACCGGGCUGAGUGCCUUGCACUUCCGGCCGUUGAUUUCCGAGGAGACGAUUCAGCGGGUGCGCGAGGGGUGGACGAUGCGGAACGUUGGGGAUUUGACGGUUGGGGAUCUGUACAUUAUGUUUGGGGAGGAGAACCGGUUGCAGCUGGAGUACGGAUGGGUGCUGCCGAGGGAGGUCAAGACUGAACAGGUGGACGGGCUCAACGGGGUGGAGGUGCUGGAAUGUGGGGUUCAGGAGGUGGCGUUGACGAACGGAACCAACGGGAUUGAGGAUGGAGGGGGAAUGCUAAACGAUACGAUUGUUUUGAGUGGACGGCUCAAGCAGCUGCUCCAGAUUGCCAACCUGAGCGAGAAGACUGGCAAGCGGAGAUGCCCUUGCGGCCACGUUUGCGAUAGAAAGAUUAAGAAUCACGACCAACUGACCAGUGCUUCCAGUUCGAGCGACAACUUGCUCUUCAAAACACCCAAAGUUCCGAACCGCAACGGCAACGCCGCCAACGCCGGCCAGGCCAACUGUAACCUCGUUCCCUCGCCGCACACGGCCUACAAGCAAACGCGCUGGUUCCGGAUGCGCGUCAACCGGCACCAGCUGCCGUCUCACCGGGUCAUGCUGGGCGGUGGCGGUGGUGGCCACUACCUGGCCGCCGGCCGCCACAACAACAAUAACUCGCCAAAGUCCUCCUCCAGCAAUGGAUCGGCGAGCCCCUCUUCCGGUUACCAAAGUGCCACUUCCAGCGGUAGCAACGGGUCCACAAGAAGUUCCGGCUCCGCCAGCAUCCGCCGACCGGACGACGACAGCCUGACGAAACUGCUCGAAGACAAAAUCACUAGCUACCAAAGCGGCGCGUCCUCCAAAAAGUCCCGCUGCGCAAAACUUCCGCCUUCCGGCGGAGACGAAAGCAGCUCGCUCAGUUUGUUUGACAUCUCGCUCCCGUCCACGUCAUCCUCGCUGCUGGCGGACCUCAUGGGAAGUGAAACGAGGACGGCUGAGGAGGAGGAACGGGUUGGCGAGGAAGGUGCGAACAGCAAUAUUACGACCAUUUCGACGACCAAGAUUCUGCGCGAAUCGGCCGAUGGAGGGGAGCUCGUGGAGACGGACAUCAACGAUAUCUCGCUGAGUAGUUUCCUUGGGCAUCUGGAUGCGGUGUACGAGAGUGAGGCGGCGGUGACGGCAAGGAGAAGGGAUGGGGAUCAAAUGAACAUCAGUAUUAUCAGCGAGUCCAGCGUGGACUACAUCGCGCGCUUCGAGGACAUUGCCGCCGAGCUGCGGGCCCAGCAGCAGGCCCAGGAACAACAACAGCAACAGCAGCAAGAAACCGUCGCGGAGAUUGAGGUGCAUCGCUCGUAAAACAAAAAUGCAGGAUUUUUUGUCCCUUUAGAGAUUCACGAUUUAGGAUUUGUUAGGAACAAAAUUUAUUCGGAAGCAUUCAUACGUAUUGUAUUUAGCUCGUUGUUUUGAUUAAUUUAUGAAAUUAAAAUUCGAAAAGGUAAAAGUUUUUAGCAUGGCGUAGGUUUCGUUAAGCCGAUUUAACGUAGGGCAUCGAUCAUUAAAUGACUUGAUUUUAUCUCUUUUCGCGCUUUACUCGACGACGACGACGAUUGUUGGUUGAAAUUAUUCGAAAGCUUUAUCGUUAGAUUUUUACUCAAAAAUUAUCAGUUAGCGAUUUUGUUUGGUUGCUCGAACAAACACACACAAAUAAAGUAGAAGCAAAUAGCAGUUACACAAACACAAGUAAUCUUACAUGCGAUAUUAUGCGAACUGAUGAUUAACCAAUGUACACCGUAAAUUUGCAAAAUUAUUAACAAAAAUAUCAGUUUCAUCUCGAACCUAUACAAGAAU
Culex quinquefasciatus (southern house mosquito) is the source of this 3986-nucleotide messenger RNA. It is a transcript of the gene crm, whose product is annotated as protein cramped. Gene Ontology annotation, molecular function: chromatin binding. Bases 162 to 3494 code for a protein of 1110 amino acids. Gene Ontology annotation, biological process: pattern specification process. NCBI's taxonomy places the organism in Eukaryota, Metazoa, Arthropoda, Insecta, Diptera, Culicidae. Gene Ontology annotation, cellular component: nucleus. The record is from RefSeq and is a predicted model, not a curated record. The transcript has 6 exons.